CCUGCCCUUCAGUUAGGGACCUUUAGCCUACCAAGCGCUAGUGGAAGCCGAGGUGGCAGCGGCGGCAGGACCGGCUGCAGAGGCUGAGGCCGAGGCGGAAGCGCCAUGUCCGAGCCGCCCUCGCGGGGUGCCGAGCGGGACCUUUUCCGGGACACCUGGGUGCGGUACCUAGGCUACGCCAAUGAGGUCGGGGAGGCCUUCCGCUCCCUGGUGCCAGCAGCUGUGGUGUGGCUGAGCUAUGGUGUGGCCAGCUCCUACGUGCUGGCCGAUGCCAUCGACAAGGGCAAGAAGGCGGGAAAGGUCAGUGGACUUCCUCCUGGACUCCAGCCUGCGCAAGCUCUACCCCUCAGUGGAGAAGCCCAGCUCCUCGUGACCCCGCCUUGGUACCUGGCUUGUGGGUUGGCCCAUCCCUGCUCUGUUCCAACUUCCUCCUCCUGCUGGGGGAUGCAGAUGCCUGGCUCCCUGGGGUCUGAGGCCCUGGCACCUGAGUGGAUUGGAGCUGGACAUAACUGAGAGACCAAGGCCUCAAGGAGCAGCAGCCACAGUGCAUCACAGUCAAGGGCGGGACCUGAACCCGUCUGCUUCCACGGGAUCCAUGAUACUGAGUGGGAGUGGACCGGGUGGGCCCGGCUCUGUCUUUUCUCAGGGAAGUAACAUCCUCUAAUGGAGAAGGAGACUGAGGCCCAGACAGGGCAGGGAGCAUGGCCAAGAGCACUUGGCAAGCUGGGGACCCAGGACUCCCAGAGGCUUGGCCGCGUCACCCCAUGGCAGCGCGGCUGGCUGGAGGACCCUGAGGACUGAUUCUCCGGCCAGCCCAUCCCUGGGGCAGGAGCUGCUGGGGCCUCAGUGGAAGGCAGGACAACUCUGGCCCAAUAAAUCCUCGAGAAAUUGA
Messenger RNA from Equus quagga, 892 nucleotides. It is a transcript of the gene MTFP1, whose product is annotated as mitochondrial fission process 1. The record is from RefSeq and is a predicted model, not a curated record. Gene Ontology annotation, biological process: mitochondrial fission. NCBI's taxonomy places the organism in Eukaryota, Metazoa, Chordata, Mammalia, Perissodactyla, Equidae. Gene Ontology annotation, cellular component: mitochondrion. The transcript has 3 exons. Bases 106 to 513 code for a protein of 135 amino acids.